Messenger RNA from Magnolia sinica, 2869 nucleotides. RefSeq names its product beta-galactosidase 13-like. Lineage: Eukaryota; Viridiplantae; Streptophyta; Magnoliopsida; Magnoliales; Magnoliaceae. Gene Ontology annotation, cellular component: vacuole; cell wall. The record is from RefSeq and is a predicted model, not a curated record. Gene Ontology annotation, biological process: carbohydrate metabolic process. The transcript is spliced from 19 exons. Gene Ontology annotation, molecular function: beta-galactosidase activity; carbohydrate binding. Bases 203 to 2743 code for a protein of 846 amino acids.
AUGAGUACUCCAAACAUUCCGUCAACAGCCAUAACAACCACAUCUUUGUAAGAGCCCAUAGAGGAAUCACCCCCUACUGUUCUCCUCAUUUUUUACUUCGUCCUAUCAAACAAAGAACAAAGAAGAAACACUUCAAGAACAAGUAGGGCAAGAAGAAGCGAAAACAAGGCUGCCCAUUUUUUUGGAUUUGAUUCUUUCAAUCAUGCUUCUUUCAAUGGACCGUGCGGCUCUUCUCAGGCUCAUUUGGUUGCUUGUUCUCUCUGCAACCAUUGCAGCCCAUGGCGAUCCAGUCCAGGGGGUGACUUAUGAUUCACGGUCUCUUAUCAUCAAUGGAAAGAGGGAGCUUCUCUUCUCGGGUUCAAUCCAUUACCCUCGUAGCACUCCUGAUAUGUGGCCGCAACUCAUUUCUAAAGCGAAGCAUGGAGGGAUCAACGCUAUCCAGACUUACGUCUUUUGGAAUGUUCAUGAGCCUAUCCAAGGCCAGUUCACUUUUGAAGGAAGAUAUGAUCUAGUGAAAUUCAUCAAGGAAAUAUGGAAGCAAGGUUUGUAUGUGAUCCUUAGGAUUGGGCCCUUCAUCCAAGCUGAAUGGAAUUAUGGAGGAUUCCCAUACUGGCUACGAGAGGUUCCAGAUAUCACGUUCCGUAGUGAUAAUGAACCAUUCAAGCAUGAAAUGAAGAAAUUUACAAAGAUGAUUGUGAAAAUGAUGAAGGAAGAGAAGUUGUACGCAUCUCAGGGUGGUCCUAUUGUCCUAUCGCAGAUAGAAAAUGAAUAUAACACAAUCCAGAUUGCCUUUAAAGAUAAGGGAUCAUCCUACGUUCAGUGGGCUGGGAAUAUGGCGGUGGCACUAGGGACAGGUGUGCCAUGGGUUAUGUGCAAGCAAAAGGAUGCUCCUGAUCCAGUGAUCAAUGCUUGCAAUGGAAGGAACUGCGGAGAUACUUUCACUGGCCCUAAUAAACCCUACAAGCCUGUGCUAUGGACUGAGAACUGGACUGCUCAGUACAGAUCGUUUGGUGACCCACCAUCUCAAAGAUCAGCUGAAGAUCUAGCAUACUCAGUCGCACGUUUCUUCUCAAAGAAUGGCACACUAAACAACUACUACAUGUAUCAUGGAGGAACUAAUUUUGGGAGAUAUGCUUCUGAGUUCGUAACGACGCGCUACUAUGAUGAAGCUCCACUUGAUGAAUAUGGCAUGCAAAGGGAACCAAAAUGGGGCCACCUCAGGGACUUGCACUCUGCUUUGAGACUCUGUAGAAAGGCUUUGCUUUGGGGUUUUCCCACUGUCCAGAAAUUGGGGGAGGAAAUAGAGGCUCGAAUCUAUCAGCAGCCUGGAACCAAUGUCUGUGCUGCUUUCAUUGCCAACAAUCAUUCUAGCUCAGCUGUAACUGCAAACUUCAAUGGUGGACAAUAUUAUCUUCCCCCACAUUCCAUCAGUAUACUCCCUGAUUGCAAGACUGAGGUCUUCAACACUCAAAAGGUACUUUCACAACACAAUUCGAGGGUCUAUCAACUUGCAGAUGAAUCGAACAAAGAUAUGGAAUGGAAAAUGUAUCAAGACCAGGUUCCGAACAUCAACCACUGCUCUCUCAAACAUCCGGCGCACUUAGAGCACAUCAACGUGAGUAAGGACACAUCAGAUUACGUCUGGUAUACAACUAGAUUAGUGCUACAAAGCCAUGAGCUACCCCUGAGGCGUAACAGUCGUCCAAUUAUCCAGGCUGCCUCACUUGGACAUGGGCUGAAUGCAUUUGUCAAUGGUGUGUACAUUGGGUCGGCCCAUGGAGACAAUGUAGAUAAAAGUUUCACGUUUAAAGGAGCCGCAGAACUGAAAGAGGGAGAGAAUUUUAUUUCCCUAAUGAGCAUGACGGUUGGACUGCCGGAUAGUGGCGUCUACUUGGAGCAUCGACUUGCUGGAGUUCACACCACAUCGGUUGUAGGUUUGAACACUGGGACCUUGGACCUGUCAAGCAAUGAAUGGGGACAUAAGGUUGGUAUGGAAGGAGAAAUAAUGGGUAUUUAUACUGAAGAAGGAUCGAAGAAAGUCGAAUGGUCAAGUGCGAAGGAUGGCAGUAACAGACCAUUAACAUGGUACAAGAGAUACUUCGAUUGUCCUACCGGAGCUGAUCCGGUAGCUCUGGACCUAAGCAGUAUGUCGAAAGGCCAGGCUUGGGUCAAUGGAGAAGGCAUUGGUCGUUACUGGGUAUCUUUUCUCUCUCCUCUCGGGAGCCCUUCUCAGACAAUGUAUCACAUCCCCAGAUCCUUCCUAAAGCCAACAAACAACCUUCUAGUUAUCUUUGAGGAAACCGGAGGAGACCCACAUAGAAUAUUCGUCACCACUGUAAAUAGAGACACGAUCUGCAGCUUUAUCUCGGAAAACGAUUCCCCACAUGUGAACUCAUGGGAACGGAAGAAUAGUGAGAUUCGUGCUGCUGUGGAUAACGUUAAACUUCAUGCUACGUUGAAGUGUCCACACCAUAAAGUGAUCAAGGAAAUAGAAUUUGCAAGCUUCGGUGAUCCUUCUGGAGUCUGCGGCAACUACACUAUGGGAAGUUGCAAUCAUCCGGAAGCCAAGAACGUGGUCGAGAAGGCUUGCCUGGAUAAGACUAGCUGUGAUGUACCGAUUACAGAAGAAGCGUUCAGUGGUGGUGUCUGUUCUGGGAUCACAAGGACACUUGCAAUUCAAGCAAGGUGCGUUGAGAAGAAAGUUGGUCGAUGGGAGAAAGGAUUUCAUUUCAAGGAGGGGUAGAGAAUGGAAAAACCAGUGUCAUGUAACAGUUUCCUAAGAUUGAAAGGAAACUGAAACACCUUCCUCAUUCGUUCUCAUCGUAAGUUGAUGUAAUAAAAAUAUGGUAUUCAAUCUCUACAUUCAUGA